AUGGCUGAAUACUUUGACGAGCUCGGAUGGGAGCCGAUUGCAGUGGAUCAAACUGAGAGCCACCAGAUGCUGCUCAUGAUACGGUUCCUGUUGAGAAACGGAUAUUUGGCGGAAGAUUCCCAAACGGGUAGGCUCCCGCCACCCGCAUCCAAGGAAGUGGUGAAAAAUCUACCGGAGAAGGUGGUCACAAAGAACGACGACAGGUGCAGCAUUUGUAUCAAGCCGAAUGAAGACCAGGAGGUUUUUCUAGUUUUGCCAUGUGAGCAUGGUUUCCAUAAGACAUGUAUCACGCCAUGGUUGGAGAAGACCAACAGCUGCCCUCUAUGCAGAUAUGAGCUCGGAACGGACGAUGAAGAAUAUGAAGAGCAAAAAAAGUUCCGGAAAGAGGCGGCUCGAAGAGAGCAAGAUAUCGAGGAAUUGCAUAAUUCGAUGUAUGUGCUUGCCUAA
Molecule: messenger RNA, 447 nt
Organism: Armigeres subalbatus
Lineage: Eukaryota; Metazoa; Arthropoda; Insecta; Diptera; Culicidae
Product: E3 ubiquitin-protein ligase RNF181
Exons: 3
Coding region: 1-447 (148 amino acids)
Biological process (GO): protein ubiquitination
Cellular component (GO): cytoplasm
Molecular function (GO): ubiquitin protein ligase activity
Source: RefSeq, a predicted model, not a curated record